CAUAAAGAGAAAGCGAGAGUGAGAGAAAUCUUUUGAAAAAAAAAAACUAAAACCCUAAAACCUCCGCGUAAUCAAUGCCGGUCAUGAACAUCGGUCCCGUCCCUCAAUCUCAUGAUGGGUUUUACGCAACGAAUAAUCCGUAUCAGGUGAACGGGCCGAAAGGGUUUACUGAGUUCAAGCUCAUGGAAGAGAACGAGGAUCUGUACGCGAGGCUCGAUUUCCCUGGAGUAACCAAAGAAAGUGUGAGAAUCCUAGUGGAGCCAAUGAAGAAGGCUGUUUUUGUGUUCGGAGACGCACCGAAAGAGUUCAGACACGAUUCUUCUCACCGCAAAUACGGAGCCGCCACGGGACUUAUCUGCGAUUGUUGUGAGAUCAGUAACAUUCGGUGUUAUGUUGGAGAUGGUGUCGUCAGGCUCGUUCUCUCCAAGAAGAAGAUCAAUCGUCAUGUCCCUUCCUCCUGUUCUUUUGGAGGUGCCACAUUGCCUAAUGUUCCUUUCCUUGGUCACAUAAUUCAUGGGUAUAACCCAGAAGUUGCAGGCGGCCAUCCCCUUGCUCAUCUUCGUGGACAUAACCCAGAAGGUCGCCUUGGCACUAACCCUCUUGAUCCGGCGUUUACAGGUCCGGUCACACUACCCAACCCUUCAGUGUUGGAGGGAUCCACGAGUGCGUACGAAUCAAAGCAUCUCCCAAACGGCGGUCUCUUCCUGCGUAUUGACAUGCCCGGCGUCCCCAGCGAUCGUUUCACGGCGACGGUGGAAAGUGACGGUGGCAUCACUGUCAGCGGACAAGCUCCUCCAUCUAUGCAUGACUCGAGUGGGCGUGAGUACAGAGGCAAGGUCGCCGUCGUUCCUCUAGGGUAUGACAACCGUCGGAUCAAAGUAAUCGCCAAACAUGGUGUCAUCCGCCUUAUUAUAAUGGUGGUCCCUCUUACCGUUGCUCCUCCAUCUAGCGAUGGGUUUUACGCGGUUAACAACCCGUUUCUUGUAAGUGGACCAAAAGGGUUCACAGAGUUCAAGAUGCUUGAGAACGAGGACAUGUUCAUCCGGAUUGACUUCCCCGGUGUUCCACAAGACAGCAUAAAGGUCAGGAUCGACCCGACCAAGAAAGCUGUGUCUAUCGACGCCGUCGCACCGAAAGAGCACAAACAUGACUCUUCUGCUCGGAUCUACGGCUCCACUACUGGUCUCGUCUGUAGAUGCUGCGAGAUCUCCGGCAUGGUCUCACACAUGUCGGACGGUGUUCUCAGGCUUCACCUCUCCAAGACCCACGCCCCAUCACCAAGCCCUUCAUGCAUCUCGUUUCUUGGUGGCCCAGACCGAGAAGAUCGCUGUAGCACGGGUCCUCACAAGUUUCCUCACGGCACGGAUCCACAUGACCCGGCGUUAACCGGUCCGUUACUGGAGCGACACCCAUGCGUGAACAUAGGCUCGGAUAUGGCCUAUGAGUGGAAGAUUCUCCCUAACGGCGGCUUAUACGUGCGUGUAGACAUGCCGGGUGUUCCCAAAGACAGGUUCACCGUCUCCGUCGUGAAUGGGAGAGUGACGGUGACUGGUGAUGCUCCUGCCGUUAGCCUUGACUACGGUGGCCGGUUCUACUCUGGUGAGGUGGCUACGCUCGACAGCAAUGUUAGCAUUCCUGGCCGUAAGAUCAAGACCAUUGCCAAGAACGGUGUGAUCCGUUUGAUCAUCCCUCCCAUCUGAUUUUAGUGAUGAAACCAUGCUUGCUUCUGAUUCCUAGUUUAGUCUUGUGGACUUCUUCUUUGAAGGUUAUGUCGUUAUUUUGAGGGUACUUUAUGUCGUUUCAUGUUUUUGAUCAACUCUGGAUAUGUUCCUUGGCUAAAAACUUACUUUACCUAUUUUUGAUUAUCUCUUAAAAUUAGGCAGCCUUUGAUCUGCAAUACAAAUGUACGUUCUUUAAUAUUGGUAACUACCAAGGACAUCGUUGUAUUUAAA
Molecule: messenger RNA, 1952 nt
Organism: Raphanus sativus (radish)
Lineage: Eukaryota; Viridiplantae; Streptophyta; Magnoliopsida; Brassicales; Brassicaceae
Product: putative 57 kDa heat shock protein
Exons: 13
Coding region: 75-1700 (541 amino acids)
Source: RefSeq, a predicted model, not a curated record